Messenger RNA from Lathyrus oleraceus (garden pea), 1994 nucleotides. RefSeq names its product probable aspartyl protease At4g16563. The transcript has a single exon. The record is from RefSeq and is a predicted model, not a curated record. Gene Ontology annotation, cellular component: extracellular region. The coding region runs from base 349 to 1794 and encodes 481 amino acids. NCBI's taxonomy places the organism in Eukaryota, Viridiplantae, Streptophyta, Magnoliopsida, Fabales, Fabaceae.
CAACAUAAUUUAAUUUCAAAACAUUCAUGAUUUAUACAUGUUGGUGGGUAGGUGUUUUAUUGUGUUAGCAUAACAAAGCUCAUAAUGUAUUAUACAUUUUGAAACGAUGAUGCACCAAAGUGCUGCCAAUAUUUUGUACAUGUGUAUGGAUGCGCCCACAAAGUUACCAAUUCACCAGCUGGAAACAUCAAAACCUUUGUCACUUUGCCUCAAUUUCCUUUUUCCCUUUAUAAACAACAAACAGAGCACCCUCACUCGCAUCAUCAUAUCACUCUACUCCAUCUACAAAUUCAAAAUUUUGUCUUCUCUUUUCUCUCUACUUCACUUCUCAACUCAAAACCCAACCAAAUGACUUCUCGUUCCCCCAUGUUGCUGCUCCUCCUCGUUACACUCUUCAUUUCACAUUCUUCAUCUCAAAUGCUACUAUUACCCCUAACACACUCACUUUCCAAAACCCAAUUCAACACCACCCACAACCUCCUCAAAUCCAUCUCUACUCGUUCUAUAUCACGCUUCCACCACUACAAACAUCGCCAUCAACUCUCUCUCCCACUCUCUCCAGGAUCCGACUACACUCUCUCUUUCAACAUUGGUCCCCACUCUCAACCCAUCACUCUCUACAUGGACACAGGAAGCGACCUUGUCUGGUUCCCCUGCACCCCUUUUAACUGCAUACUCUGUGAACUCAAACCCAACCCUUAUUCUUCAUCUCCCCUCACCAACAUCUCCCACAGUGUUCCCGUUUCAUGCAGCUCUAAAGCAUGCUCUGCAGCACACAGUUCCAUCUCUUCUUCCGAUCUCUGCGCAAUGGCUCGUUGCCCUUUAGAUUACAUUGAAACAAAAGACUGCGGUUCUUUUCACUGUCCACCGUUUUACUAUGCAUACGGCGACGGAAGCUUGAUCGCUCGUCUCUAUCGUGAUACACUUUCUCUUUCUUCACUGCAACUCAGAAACUUCACAUUCGGUUGUGCUCAUACCACGUUUGCAGAACCAACCGGCGUUGCAGGGUUUGGCCGUGGCUUGCUCUCUCUCCCAGCUCAGUUAGCUAAGCAUUCUCCUCAACUUGGAAACCGUUUCUCUUAUUGUUUGGCUUCUCAUUCUUUUCGUCGUGAACGGGUUCAAAAACUGAGUCCACUCAUUCUGGGUCGUUACGAUGAUGAAAAACAGAGGAAUGGUGGUGAAGCUGUUGAGUUUGUUUAUACUUCAAUGCUUGAGAAUCCAAAGUAUCCUUAUUUUUACUGCGUUGGUUUGAAAGGAAUUUCCGUAGGGAAAAAGACCGUUCCCGCGCCGGGGAUUUUACGGAGGGUGAAUAAGAGAGGUGACGGCGGUGUAGUUGUGGAUUCUGGUACGACGUUUACGAUGCUGCCGGCGGGGUUUUAUAACUCGGUGGUGGUGGAGUUUGACCGCCGUGUCAGGCGAGUUAACCCACGGGCCCGUGAGAUUGAGAUGAAAACGGGGCUUUCGCCAUGUUACCAUUUGAACGCGGCGGCGGAAGUGCCGUCGUUGAAACUGCGUUUUGUUGGGGUGAAUUCAAGUGUGGUGCUGCCUAGGAAGAAUUACUUAUAUGAGUUUUUGGACGGUGGAAAUGGGUUGAAGAAGAAGAGCAGAGUAGGUUGUUUGAUGUUGAUGAACGGUGGAGAUGAUUUUGAGGAUAGUGGUGGGCCCGGGGCGAUCCUUGGGAAUUAUCAACAGCAGGGAUUUGAAGUUGAGUAUGAUCUUGAAAACAAGCGCGUGGGUUUCGCUAGGAGAAAGUGCGCGUCGCUUUGGGAUCGACUCAAUCGCGACAAAAACUAGCGUGUACAUAGUUUCCUGCACAGUGCAAUUGGAUUCAUUCCCCAAUUUCAGCCACGGGUCGGUUUUAUCGGCAAACUGGAAUAAAGCGGGUUAUGAUUCAUACACUGAAUCUUGUAUAUAUUUUAUUUUAUAUAGUAAUAAUUUAGAAUUUAUGCUUGUAUGUACUUCAAUUGUGAUAGGAAAAAUCAGUUUAUGGUGCA